Lichtheimia ornata is the source of this 2244-nucleotide messenger RNA. RefSeq lists its product as uncharacterized. NCBI's taxonomy places the organism in Eukaryota, Fungi, Mucoromycota, Mucoromycetes, Mucorales, Lichtheimiaceae. Bases 1 to 2244 code for a protein of 747 amino acids. Gene Ontology annotation, biological process: protein phosphorylation. The transcript is spliced from 10 exons. Gene Ontology annotation, molecular function: ATP binding; protein kinase activity. The record is from RefSeq and is a predicted model, not a curated record.
AUGACAACGCAUACAGAGCCUGCAUCGCAACUCUAUACAAAGCUGAACCGCGUAGGUAAAGGAGCAUAUGGAUCUGUUUACAAGGGCAUCAACAACAAGACAAGACAAAUUGUGGCAAUCAAGAUACUCAAUCUCGACACAGAGGAAGACGACGUCGAUGAUAUCCAGAAAGAAAUUGCGCUCUUAUCACAGCUCACGCAUGCAAAGUCUCAGAAUAUCACACCUUAUUACGGCAGCGUUCUCAAUGACACCAAACUAUGGAUUAUUAUGGAUUAUGCGGCUGGAGGCAGCGUUCGAAGAAUAAUGAAAUCAGGCAACAUUGAGGAAAAAUACAUUGCUGUCAUCACUCGCCAAGUACUGCAGGCAUUAUCCUACCUUCACAAGAAUCACAUCAUUCAUCGCGACAUCAAAGCUGCCAACAUUCUACUCACAGCCGAAGGGAACGUUCAAUUAUGUGAUUUUGGUGUCGCUGGACAAACGACUCUCAAUUCAUUAAAGCGAAACACCUUUGUGGGAACUCCCUAUUGGAUGGCCCCAGAAGUGAUAAGACAAGGAUCAUCGUAUGAUUUCAAGGCAGAUAUAUGGUCUCUUGGUAUCACAGUGUUUGAAAUGGCUUCAGGCAACCCACCCUUAGCCAAUGUGGAUCCUAUGCGUGCAAUCAUCUUGAUUCCCAGAAGCAAACCGCCCAAGCUUCCUGAUUCUUUCAGCCCUGCGAUCCGUGACUUUGUCGAUCUUUGCUUGUGUGAGGAGCCUGAUGAAAGACCAAGUGCGGAUGAAUUGUCAAGAACAAGGUUUAUCAAGAAUAGCAACAAGGCACAGAGGUCUUUAUUACGAGAAUUGAUUACGCGUUAUGAUCGAUGGAAAGCUACCAGGGAGAAAAAGAGUGGAUCGGAUUCAGAGAGUGGAAGUGACAAUGAAACGAUUGAAGGAUUGAAAAACUUUGAAAAUCCAAACACGGUGGAUGAUGAAUGGGAAUUUGAGACUGUACGACAACGCCAAAUCAAUAAGGAUGAUGCAGAGAAGACCAACAAUCAGACAUUUCGUCCAAGUAAUCAGCGACAAGAUAUUCAACCCAAGCCAAUACGAGCACAUGAUAAGACGCAUCCUCUUGUACGGCUCUUUGAGAAUUCAACGGAUACCUCGAGUAAUUCAUCAGCAACACCUGACAACACGUCUCUUUCGAAUCCAUUAGCAAAUACGCCAUCAUCGAUUGCUUCUUCUCCAUCCAAUGCAUUACCGAUUCCACAAAAUUUAACAACAACACCUUCGCCUGUCAUUGAUCUUGAUUCAAGUGCAAUUCUUGCACCACAACCCUUGCAUCCCGCCAUUUCUUCUUCAAGUCCUAAAACAACAACAACGAUGAAUGAUGGUUAUUUGCUCGAGGCAAAAGAUACGACGACGACGACAUAUCAACCAUCACCACCGGAUACCAAUUUGCUGACAUCCAGGAAAGCCGGCACAGCAUCUGCAGAACCAUGGUCGAGUAGUAGUAAUCCGCUUGUACCUGGGAUCUCGAAUCGUCAAUUUCAAGGAGAGAAGCUUUCACCGCAUAGUCGAUCCUUCAAAGAAGGCCAACCUAUGAUGCGUGCAAGAUCACAAUCCGAUCAACGACAAGCUGUACCACUACGAAAUCGACAAGGAUCAUCCCCUGAUACAGCUGCUGUUGCUGCUAGAGAGGAAAGUUCAUUAAAGCCGACACAUGCUGGUCUUCCAUUAGCAAGGCGUGUUCGAUCAGCCACCACGUUACGACGUACUGAAGAGGAUUCGGUUCCUUUAAAGGCACUCAUUGCUAAUAAGCAGCAGCAAUUGUAUCAGUCAUCAUCAUCAUCAGCCCAUGCUCAUUCUACAUCAUCAUCCACAUCCGAUGUAACAACGACACCACCACCACUACCACCAUCCAAUGCAAACAAGACGACGAGUAAGCACCAUGAUCAUAGACGAAGUAUCAGUGCCGAUAGUACACCCAAGGCAAAUGGUUCUGGAACAAGACGAAACAAUAUUGAUAUUCCACCUUUAAUGAAUCUCUCAUCACCAUCAUCAUCAUCGAAUUCAAACUUUGAUUGGCAAGUAUCUGGAGCUACGGACGUAACGCCUACAACAGAAAAGAAAAUCAUUCAAGCGCCAAAGAUUGAUGGAUUAAGGUCGUCCACGGAUUUACAAUUAGCAUUGAAUGAAUCUCUAUUUGAGCUAGGGCAAUGGUUGCAUCAGCUUGAUUCGUUAAUACCCUCCAACAAUGAUAAAUGA